CGGGCAUGGACAUACACUCUUCUUCUGCGACGCCGCAGCCGCCUGGAGCGCCAGCGCCAGCACCUGCACCACCUGCACCAACCCCAUCAGCAUCAUCAGCCCAAGCCCCGCCGCCGCCGCCGCAACAACCAGGUGGAAUGAGCUCUGGCGCUGCUGGCUCAUCGCGCGCUCCCAGACCACCUUCCCUCGUGUCCACAAACCGCACGAGCACCACGAGCAAUCACUCGCGCGGUCAAUCGAGCGAUGGCCCAAGCCAGCCUCCCUCGCCCAUGACCUACUUCCCCAACCCGUCGACCUUUACAUCGUCGCCAAACCCCCAGUACCUGCCCAGUAUCCAGACGUCUCCAUCGCUCGCCUCGGCGCGACUCGGCGCCUCGUCCAUGUCUCACUCGUCGUUGUCAACCGACGACGAGAGUUACGCCGGUGUCUCGACACGUACUCCACGAGUCGUUGCAGGCCAGGAGCUGCAGUCGCAGCAGCAGCAGUUCUACUACCCCACACCGACGCCGGGCCAGAGCUGGCGAGCAGAGUCGGUUCCCCCAAUCAGCAUGACCGUGUCGCCGCGCGUUGGAGGCAACAGGCGGAGCGCAAGCGUCGCAACAAAUCGCACUAUCAACCCACCGCCCACCAGCCGUAGCACCAACAACCCUCCAUCAAGCUACGGCGCAACUGGGCUGCAUCUCGGCUCGGCUUUAGGAAGCGCAGGACUGCCUUCCACCGUCGGUGGACUCGACGCGCUCGGCCUCGGCCCCGCAUCCGCGAUCAAGGCCGCCGCUGCGGUCGACCCACGACGUAUCGCCAGCACGUCUGGCAUCGGUGUCCCUGGCCCAAGCCGCGCGAACAGGAGGCGAGGUGGCGCCGAAUCGCCAGCGACCGCAGGGUUCCCCUUGCCAAACAGUUUGCCGCACACCACACAGUCGCACCCUGGCACCGCGGCAGCUACCCCACGCCACCACCGGGGCCGCGACAGAGAGAUCGACAGCCAUGUGCCGACCUCGGCCCACACAUACUCGGGAUCGGGCGACCAUUUUACGUCUGAUGCGCCCUCCUAUGGGAGAUCAAACCGUGCGGGGCGUAGCAGUGGCGCCCCUCCAUCGACAUCGCGCCCCGCACACAAGAGGCAUGCGAGCGUGACCUCAAGUUUGGCGCCCGUCGCCCAGAGCUCGGCCGAACCGCGCUCGCCAGCUGGCUCAGUGUUCCGCCGGAGGCUGCAUACUGUCGGGAGCUCCAUCGGGUUCGGCAGGCCCGCACAGUACGACGCCGGCGACUCGGACUAUGGCGACUUCGACGGCGAAGACGAGGGCAAGCGGGCAAACGGGACAAGGGUCUGGUACUCGUCGUAUAUCACCAUCGACUGGCUUCACGACGCUAUCAAGGAGUCCUCGCGUGUGCGCCACCUUCGCCAUCGUGCACGACGGUCAUGGCGUGGGUCGAUAAGGAAUGCCUGGGACCGCUUCCAGGGUUGGUUAGUCGUCACCCUUGUCGGCGUAAUCACUGCGUGCGUUGCGUUCCUCAUCAUUCGCUCCGAGAUGGCCCUCUUCGAUCUCAAGGAUGGCUACUGCACAAAUUCGUGGGGCACGGCCAAACGCUUCUGCUGUGCGCCGCGUGCCGGCAGAGGCCACCCAGACCCGUCGAGCGGGGAGGAGGAGCCGUGUGGCGACUGGGUCGAGUGGGGUCAGCUCUUCGGCAGCGUCGAGGAGGCAGACCCAGAGGCUGUCUUCUGGAGCGAGCCCGAGUUUAUCGUCUACUUUAUCGUCGCCGUUGGGCUGGCCUGCACCGCGUCGGCGCUCACAUACUACCUCACAUCGUCGGCAACCCAUAUCACGUCGAAGGAUUCUGCCUUCCUCGGGCCUGAUCUUCCGCCCUCGCCUGCGUCGGCAUCGCAGCUCAAGAGCCCAAAUGAACGCCAGCCUCUUCUUCUCGAGGGCGCGCCCGAGGUUGAGGAGCCCAAACCCGAGCCCCAGCGCCCCGUGCUUUACAUGGCGGCCGGGAGUGGUAUUCCAGAGAUCAAGACAAUCCUGUCUGGCUUUGUCAUUCACGGAUACCUCGGCUUGUCGACAUUGAUUGUCAAGAGCGCAGGCCUGGCCAUGUCGGUCGGCUCGGGCCUCUCCCUUGGCAAGGAGGGGCCGUUCGUCCACAUUGCCUCGUGCAUUGCCAACAUUGUGUGUCGCCUGUUUGUCAAGUACGAGCAGAACGAGGGUAAAAGGCGUGAAAUCCUGUCGGCCGCUUGCGCGGCGGGCGUCGCCGUGUCCUUUGGAGCUCCGAUCGGCGGUGUAUUGUUCUCACUCGAGGAAGUGUCGACCUACUUCCCUCCAAAGGUCAUGUGGCGAAGCUUCUGGUGUGCAGCGGUGGCGGCUAUCACCCUCAAGGCGCUCAACCCGUACGGCAAUGGAUCAAUCGUCCUCUUCGCCGUCACCUACACCAAGGAGUACCACUACUGGGAGUUUGCCGUGUUCAUCAUCCUCGGCGUCUUUGGUGGCUUGUACGGCGCCUUCUUUUCACGCUGCAACAUCUGGUGGAGCAAGCACAUCCGCAAGGGGACGUGGCUCAGUCGACACCCGAUCAUCGAGGUGGCGCUCGUCACCGGCCUCACGACUGUCGUGUCGUUCUUAAACCCGUACACCAGGUUAGGAGGCACCGAGCUUGUGGCCAAGCUGUUUGCCGAGUGCACCGUCGACAAGUCGAGCUCGCUGUGUGUCGGCAAGUCGUUCAACAUUGGCCCUAUCGUGUACAACGUCGGCAUUGCACUCAUCAUCAAGGCGCUGCUCACGAUCAUCACCUUUGGCAUUGUGCUCCCCGCUGGAAUCUUCAUCCCGUCGCUCGUCAUUGGAGCGUGCUUUGGUCGCAUGGUUGGCAUUUGGAUGGAGUGGAUCGAGUUCCACCACCCCUACCUCCCGAUCUUUGAGGUGUGCAGAGCCACAGGCUGCGUUGUGCCGGGCAUCUACGCCAUGGUUGGCGCAGGCGCGACACUUGCUGGUGUGACGCGCACCACCGUGUCGCUUGCGGUCAUCGUCUUUGAGCUCACAGGCACCCUCAACUAUGUCGUGCCGGUCAUGCUGGCUAUUCUCGUGGCCAAGACGACUGCGGACGCGAUCGAGAAGCGCGGCAUCUACGAGCUCGUCAUCGAGUUAAAGAAGCUGCCCUAUCUGAGCAACAAGGAGGAGUAUCUUUGGGGCAGUGCCUUGGUCUCGGAGGUGAUGGACCGCGACGCGCCUACUCUUCGCGCCGACAAGCCGCACACUGUGCGCGAGCUCACUGGGAAGUUACUCGAGCUCGUGCGGCUUGGGUACGCCGACGCCGGGUUCCCGGUGCUUGUCAAAGAGCCAGCAAUUGACCGAGAGGGCCGGCCGACGUCAGUCUUACGCGUGCUCGGGUUCCUUGGCAUCAACGAGGUGGAGCACGCGCUUACCGCACUGGCCGAUGAGCCCGAUGCCAGCAUAAACCUCAUGCCCGAUGACACUGUGCCGAUGCCGCGCAGCAGCAUGAUGAGCAUCUUCAGUUUCCGCGAAAGCUCGGACGGGCGGGGCAACCCGUACGACCUGAGCCAGUACUUGGACAGGGCCCCAAUCACUGUCCAGGUGCACUCCCCGCUGGAGCUGGUGCAGGAGUUGUUCAUCAAGCUCGGUGCACGCCAGAUUCUUGUGACGGACGCACGCGGGCAGUACCGAGGCGCACUGUACAAGAAGCAGUGGAUUGCGUUCCUGGACGAGCUGGAGCACGCCGAGCGAUAGGCGCGCGUGCGUGCGUCGAGGCCGACAAGACGCGUCGCGGCGACAUUUACGCCACCAUUCUUUCCCAUUAGAUUUGUGCAUAGGGGUUGUUGCCUGCAGU
Messenger RNA from Vanrija pseudolonga, 3831 nucleotides. It is a transcript of the gene CLCN5, whose product is annotated as H(+)/Cl(-) exchange transporter 5. NCBI's taxonomy places the organism in Eukaryota, Fungi, Basidiomycota, Tremellomycetes, Trichosporonales, Trichosporonaceae. Gene Ontology annotation, cellular component: plasma membrane; early endosome; Golgi apparatus. The coding region runs from base 6 to 3731 and encodes 1241 amino acids. The record is from RefSeq and is a predicted model, not a curated record. Gene Ontology annotation, biological process: chloride transport; transmembrane transport. Gene Ontology annotation, molecular function: voltage-gated chloride channel activity. The transcript is spliced from 4 exons.